Messenger RNA from Oryctolagus cuniculus (rabbit), 2493 nucleotides. NCBI's taxonomy places the organism in Eukaryota, Metazoa, Chordata, Mammalia, Lagomorpha, Leporidae. The record is from RefSeq and is a predicted model, not a curated record.
CGUGUCGUCUUGUGCUCCAGAACCUCUCCCGCUGCACCCUCCUUUCCAAGCCUCCCUUCCCUGUCUGCUCCCUCAGUGCCGACGUGCCUCAGCUCUGUCUUUGGCCCCUGCCGCAUCUUCUCUGUUUCUUUGCCUUCUUGCCUUGCCCUUUCUGGGUGCCAUGAAUCUUCACCCUGGUGUCAGUUUCUGCCCCUGUGCUGACAACUUCUAAGUCUAUAUUUUUAGCUCCCGUCUGUUUCCUGAGUGUCAUAUGGAUUCAGGAAGCUUUGAAAUGGACACCUCCACUAAGAUACCCCAGGGGGACCUCGGGGUGGACUGCUCUGAGUGUGAGUUUCUUGCCUUCUUCAGUUCCCGUGCUGUGGGGCAGCCACUCCUGGCCGUAGCUGCUCCGGCAGAAGCUUCUGUGGCAUCCUUAUCUGCUGCCUCUCCCUUGCCCGCUGCACCUGACACCCUCCACGCCCAGUGGACGCUUGCUCUUCCCUGCAGUCUGGUUCCUUGGUGCCCCAGCACCUUGCGCUUUGCACCUGCAUUACAGCAAUGGCCGCUUGAGUCUAAUUCCUCUGGAAUGACGAGGACCAGUGCCCUCUAUGAUUGCUCCUGUCACCCCUGCUACUUCUGCCACUACUGCAGCCCUCGGGUCGGGGCCUGGUGACUGAAACAUGUCAUCUUACACAGUCCGUCCUCAUGCGACCUUCUGAACAGAGCAAGAUCACCUACAUCUUACAGAGCGAGAAACUGAGAUCAGAGUUCUCUCUUGUUCUUGGCCAAUGUCACACCUCCCCCUGCUGCUGCUUGUCUCAGUUGAGACUGUACUACAGGAAGAAGAAAUGCCAGAUGUAGAAAUUGACAUUGACGAUCUUCUUGAUGCAGACAGUGAGGAAGAGAGAGCUUCAAAAUUACAGGAAGCUCUUGUAGACUGCUACAAGCCAACGGAGGAAUUUAUCAAAGAGCUCCUCUCUCGGAUAAGAGGCAUGCGGAAACUGAGCCCUCCACAGAAGAAGAGCGUAUGAUUCUGGAUCAGGGCGGAGUUCUCCGGAGACGAAGACAGGGUUCUGGGAUGUAGACUCCAUGACGACUUUUGUUAAAGAAUAGUUGUCCUUAAGAACAAGUGGUUUGGUUUGUUUUUUUGUUUGUUUGUUUUUUGUUUUGUUUUUGUUUUUUUUUUGGUGUGCAGGGGAAUCUUCUACACAUUUAUUCAAGAUCGUUGCUGUUGCUGUUUUUAAAGGUUUUUGAUAGUGUAAUAUUUUAAUAGCCAAGAUAUCAUGACUCUAACUACAGCCCAGCCAAGGAUUAUCAAAGCAGGUGGACAUUCAGAGACGGGCCAGGGCAGGCAGCAUUUUCUGCAAGGACUCAGGCGUUCAGGACCUUACUCCACAGAGAAGAUGGUUUUCUUACAGCUAAUUUGGGAAUACUUUUUUCUUAUAUUGUACAUCUGACUCACAGGUCAAAUUUCUCAUACUUGUAUAUAUCUACACACCAGUCAUUUAAGAUGUCGCUGUGAGCUUCAUUUCACAUUGACGGAAUAAACUCCUUGCCGUCCCUUAGUGGGAGGUCACUGGGCUGUUCUUCCCGUCCGUGCAGCUGACCCUCAACAUUCACUCUGUGCACCAAAGUGAAAGAAUUCGGAGUAUCCGUUAUUCUCACGCGCUCCGCUACGACAACGUUGAGUUGGUCAAGGGCUUCAUUUAUGGACUUUGUAUUAUUUCAUUGGUUGGGAUGCUUUGCCAGGUCAUGUGCUUAUUGCCUCAUUUGUGGUCUUUUACAGUUUUAUGAACCCUUUGUUUGAAGAACGAACUUGAUUUCUAGAGAAAUGCCCACGCUCUCAGAGCAGUGUUUUGCAGCAGAAGGGGAAGCAUGGGAUAGCAUUGAAUUCUCCGCUUUCAACCAAAUACUGGGUGUUGUUCCCUCUCCCUGAAAGCAGAUCAAAAAGUGGUUACCAAGGCAGUGUGUUCUUCCUCUGACGCAGUCUGGUCCCUCCUGAGCCUGGGUGGCACCAGACUGGGAGUGAGACCUCAGGGCUGGACAGGUGGAGGAGUGACAAGACCGCUAGUACGGCACCAUUUGCUGAUUUGGAAGCACGGAGAUUCCAUUUCCAUGGCUUAUGGUGAGAGCUUUGGGGGGGGGGGGGUCCUGGCCCUAAUUAUGCACCCCUGUCCCCAUGCUCAGAGCCAGGCCUGAGCACAGCCCAAAGUUGAAUUCAGCUGGGAUGUGGGCGGAGUCAAAGGUAAGAGAAGAAACUCUUCUUUCAGGUGGCCCCUGCUGUUUCCCCUGGAAACCCCACCUGCUCUAAGGUGUCUCUGGGUGGCCCUGUCUGAGCACAGGGGUCAAGCAUUUUCUAUCAAGGGUGCUCUGAACAUAUUUUAUUUUUUAAAAGAACUAUGUUUGUGAAUUUUACGUAUACUGGCAAGCUUUUGAAAAUGUAUUUAAUUUUGUAAUGUUUACCAAUGAUUUAUUUACAAGCUACUUACUGAAAUAAAUGGAGCUGCUUACUGA